AAAUGUGCAGAUGGAAGUCCAGGCAUGCAGCUCCUGAAACAGAAAUAUUCUCGUUUGCAAACAGAAGGAGGACGACGUAAAGGUUUAAGUUUUAAACCUCGUUCGAACGAUGUGUUCGUCGUCACUCCAUCUAAGUGUGGCACAACAUGGAUGCAACAAAUUCUCCAUCAGUUGCGAAGUGGUGGCGAUAUGUUGUUUGAUAAUAUCAACGAUGUCAUCCCUUAUAUCGAGAUGGCUUACGAUACAGCAAACGUGAAGGAUAUUUAA
Molecule: messenger RNA, 267 nt
Organism: Paramuricea clavata
Lineage: Eukaryota; Metazoa; Cnidaria; Anthozoa; Malacalcyonacea; Plexauridae
Source: the annotation of a GenBank genome assembly